AUGUCCAUCCCCUCUAAUCGGAGUCCCUCUCCAGAGCACUUCAAGAGGCUUGUGAAAGCCAUUCAAGGUCUGCGAGUUGAAUCCAACCACCUGAAAGACGACAAGGGCAACCAAGUGCGGUUGCUUCAGACCAUGUUUGGGCUUGCACGUCCUUAUGAUGGGCCCAAAGAUGUCGAACUCUAUCACAAGGAAGACGAACAGGCUUACACCGUCGCGACCUACUGGGCGAAAAAGAGCACUUCUCUCCGACAUCGGCUUUUGAAGUUUAUGACAUUUUAUAGGAUACGAGCCGCCCAUUCGAAACUUCGCAUACCCUGUGGUUAA
Messenger RNA from Letharia columbiana, 324 nucleotides. RefSeq lists its product as uncharacterized. The coding region runs from base 1 to 324 and encodes 107 amino acids. Lineage: Eukaryota; Fungi; Ascomycota; Lecanoromycetes; Lecanorales; Parmeliaceae. The record is from RefSeq and is a predicted model, not a curated record. The transcript has a single exon.